AUGUCCGCACCGAAUCCUACCCGCUUCGAGACAAUUCUCUCCUCCCUCCUACACGGUCAAGUUAUCAGCUAUUCCUCUGGCCUUUCAGCCCUGCACGGCGCCCUGACCCUCCUUAACCCUCGCCGCAUCUCCGUCGGCGAUGGCUACCACGGCUGUCACGGCGUCAUCGCCCUCUUCACCCGUUUAACAGGCCUGCAAAAGCUUCCCCUCGACUGCUCACCCGACCAGCUCGAACAAGGAGACGUCAUCCUUCUCGAAACACCCGUCAACCCCCAAGGCACUGCCUUUGACAUUGCCUCCUACGCCGCCAAAGCCCACGCCCGCGGCGCAUACCUUAUCGUCGACAGCACCUUCGCCCCACCAGGCCUUCAGGAGCCAUUCCAGUUCGGCGCAGACAUCAUCAUGCACUCAGGUACCAAGUACUUCGGUGGCCACAGCGAUAUGCUGUGCGGUGUCCUCGCCACGAACCGCGACGACUGGGCCGCUCAGCUAAAAUCCGACCGUCUGUUCAUUGGAACCGUCAUGGGUAGCAUGGAGGGUUGGCUCGGCGUCCGCAGUCUGCGCACAUUGGAGAUCCGUGUGCAGCGCCAGAGCGAGAAUGCGGCCCAUCUCAUUUCUUGGCUUGACGCUGCCCUGCAUGCGCCGCACCCCACGCCUAAUAGCGAUGAGGCGGCUGUGCAGGCUGUUCUCGGUGAGGUCUUACAUGCUAGUCUGCAGAAGGUUGAGGGUGACUGGUUGCAAAAGCAGAUGCCUCAUGGAUUUGGGCCUGUUUUCUCCAUCGUCAUGAAGGAGAUGCGCUUCGCUCGUGAGUUGCCGAGUAAAUUGCAUUUCUUCCAACAUGCUACUAGUCUGGGCGGUGUUGAGACGCUGAUUGAGUGGAGGACUAUGACUGAUGCGACGGUUGAUCGGAAGUUAUUGCGGAUUAGUAUUGGGUUGGAGAACUGGGAGGAUUUGAAGGCCGACAUGGCGAGGGCAUUCCAUGAGCUUGCGAAGUAG
Penicillium digitatum Pd1 is the source of this 996-nucleotide messenger RNA. Its product is annotated as cystathionine gamma-synthase. Gene Ontology annotation, biological process: transsulfuration. The record is from RefSeq and is a predicted model, not a curated record. Gene Ontology annotation, cellular component: cytoplasm. Gene Ontology annotation, molecular function: carbon-sulfur lyase activity; pyridoxal phosphate binding. Lineage: Eukaryota; Fungi; Ascomycota; Eurotiomycetes; Eurotiales; Aspergillaceae.